AAAUGCACCUUCCGUUGUCCUGACGAUAGCCAACGCGUUUAGCUCGCUCCACUCACUCACUCAUUUCUUCCCUGCUAAGAAUCCAUGGCUGCUGCUGCAGCAGCACCGGCAAUGGCUGUGAACGGAAUAAAGAUAGGCACAGCAUCGCAGGCACACCUAGAAAGCAUGGCAGCGAAAGAGACCAGAGUUCUGAUUUCUGGAUUCUCUCGCCACUUCUACAAUCUUGGGCGGGCCUCAGGCACAUCUGGAAGCACCACCAUUAAAGUCCACGAUCACUACACUCGUAAACCACCGCAGCUUAUGGUCAUGUCCUCUUCAGGUGGUUUGUCUGCUCCAUCUCCGAAACCUCACCUGCCUAAAACUCCAAAGUCUUCUGAUUAUGGGUCUCUCUUCACGAAGCUCGGAAUAGACUUUUCUUCUCCAAGUGAUGGUCCAAUGCAAAGAGUACGAAGCGGUUUAGGGAUGGGCCAGAGGCGAAAUGUGUUAACCAAGGCACAGGGAUCUGAGCGUGAAAUGGAUCCAUUUCCUCACUGCAUUGUUCUUGACAUUGAGGGGACUACUACUCCCAUAUCGUUUGUUACAGAGGUUCUCUUCCCAUAUGCACGUGCUAAUGUUGGUAGGCAUCUAUCUGCUACAUAUGAUAACCCUGAGACGCAAGAUGAUAUUAAGCUGCUUCGCUCUCAAGUUCAAAAUGACUUGGAACAAGGGAUUGCAGGUGCUGUGCCUGUUCCCCCAGAUGAUGCUGGGAAAGAGGAAGUCAUCGCUUCUUUGGCUGCUAAUGUAGAAGCUAUGAUUAAGGCAGAUAGGAAGAUCACUGCCUUGAAAGAGUUGCAGGGUCAUAUAUGGCGAACGGGUUUUGAGAGUAAGGAAUUGGAAGCCAUAGUUUUCGAUGAUGUACCAAAAGCACUUGAGAAGUGGCAUGCCUUGGGUAAAAAGGUGUACAUAUAUUCUAGUGGCAGUAGGUUGGCGCAGAGGCUAAUAUUUGGAAAUACAAACCAUGGGGAUCUGAGAAAAUACUUGUGUGGGUUUUUCGACACCAAAGUGGGUAACAAAAGAGAGACAUCCAGUUACGUUGAAAUUUUUGAGUCACUUGGCGUUGAUAAACCGUCAAAUAUUUUAUUUUUGACUGAUGUUUCUCAAGAAGCUACUGCUGCAAAGGCUGCAGGAUUGGAGGUGAUGAUUUCUAUUCGACCUGGAAAUGGACCUCUUCCGGAAAAUCAUGGAUUCAGGACAGUCAAUUCCUUCUUGGAGAUAUGAGAGUAGUAGUUAAAUUGAUUGUGUAAAUAUGUUAAAUGUGCCGCAACCACCAUAGAUGUAUACUUCAUAACGUUCACUUUCCCAAAACUGAGAGUUUGGUCAAUUGAGGUUUACAGUUUAUUAGACUGUCUUCCACGGCGGGACAUGAUCAAGCCCACUGCCCACGCCAAUCAUAAAAGAUUUAAGUUUUCAUUACUU
Neltuma alba is the source of this 1455-nucleotide messenger RNA. RefSeq names its product probable bifunctional methylthioribulose-1-phosphate dehydratase/enolase-phosphatase E1 1. NCBI's taxonomy places the organism in Eukaryota, Viridiplantae, Streptophyta, Magnoliopsida, Fabales, Fabaceae. Bases 85 to 1257 code for a protein of 390 amino acids. The transcript is spliced from 10 exons. The record is from RefSeq and is a predicted model, not a curated record. Gene Ontology annotation, molecular function: acireductone synthase activity; magnesium ion binding.